GUUCGUCACCGGUAAGUUUUGCCUCCAAAUCCCUCGGGGCAUGCCAUCCGCUGUCCCGGGUUUUCGCGAACCACGGAAUCACUAACGAUGUUUUUUUCUGGCAGCUGGUAAGCAACCCUCUUCACCUCCUUCCAGUCGGAUGCGGUAGAUGUUAUGAGAGCGACGCUCGAAAGCAACGCAAUCGAACGGCGAGCGAAACACACGACGUCCCCGUGCUCCCCCGUUAAAUCCGUUUCGUCUAACGCAACCGGCGCGCCUCUAGGUGUCGACGCUCGAUUCCCCAACCAAAACCAGACCAAGCACUGCUGGCAGAACUACGUCGACUAUCACAAGUGCAUCAAUGCCAAGGGCGAAGAUUUCCCCCCCUGCCGCCAGUUCUUUCUUGCCUACCGGUCUCUAUGCCCGAGCGGGUGGUAUGAACGAUGGGACGAUCAGCGAGAGGCUGGAAACUUCCCCGUUAAGCUUGACGCUUAAACACAUUCCUAUGCUUUGUGAGCAUCGAUCAAAUCAGUAGGCUUGGA
Durotheca rogersii is the source of this 521-nucleotide messenger RNA. RefSeq names its product cytochrome c oxidase, subunit VIb. Bases 154 to 474 code for a protein of 106 amino acids. The record is from RefSeq and is a predicted model, not a curated record. Gene Ontology annotation, cellular component: respiratory chain complex IV; mitochondrion. NCBI's taxonomy places the organism in Eukaryota, Fungi, Ascomycota, Sordariomycetes, Xylariales, Xylariaceae. The transcript has 3 exons.